Molecule: messenger RNA, 2512 nt
Organism: Osmerus eperlanus (European smelt)
Lineage: Eukaryota; Metazoa; Chordata; Actinopteri; Osmeriformes; Osmeridae
Product: ciliated left-right organizer metallopeptidase
Exons: 14
Coding region: 314-2512 (732 amino acids)
Biological process (GO): cell adhesion; proteolysis
Cellular component (GO): cytoplasm; membrane
Molecular function (GO): metalloendopeptidase activity
Source: RefSeq, a predicted model, not a curated record
CAUUGUGCUCUGUCUUCAGGAAAUCCAUCACCCAAAUGCGAUGUCACUCCGGACAAAGGACGUGAACACUACAAGGUCAAUUAAACGCAGAGCGCUGCGGACGCUAAAAGCAACGCACAUACAUAGAAUUGAGCACAACGGGGUUUUCAAAAAGUGGAGUGAGUGAAAGCACUAUGGUGAAGUAGAUGUGAUGAACGUAAAAAUUGUCCAGAUUACGUCGACUCAGAUGGAUGUUUAGGAGCUUGAGAUGCCACGUUUUGAGCGCGAGGCUGACUACAAGAGCAGACAUGGCGUAUAUUAAAGGGCUAUAAUCAUGGUUUCCCCUCCCUGCGUGAGACCACUCUGGGUGUGGGUAAUGGUGGUGGUCUGGGCCCCGGGGGCCCUGGGGAAGUGCAUCUUUGAUGAGGUCCAGUCUUCAGUCAGUGUGGUAACCACCACACCCACUCAUCAAGAGAAGCUUCGCCACAAGACUAUCCUUACCAACAGUUCCAUCUCCAGCCAACUACACAUACACUCCAACAGGUCCAAGGACCCAACUCAGCCCAGUUCCAAUCGCUCUGCACAGCUGGCGUUAUCACCAACUGCCCAAUCAGGACAAAGAGAGACGAGGAAGCUGAGAGAGCUGGCCCCGCCCCGUGACCCCACUCGGCAGCCAAUCAGGAUCCAGACCUGGGUUCCGAGAGAGAGCCCUGUCCUAUCCCAGGCUGAGAGAGAGAGGCUGGAUUCAGCCGUGAGGGAGGCUGUGCUCAUCGUGUCCAGCUUGCUGUCAGUGGACCGCAUCCCUGGUGGUUUGUGGCUCAGCAGGGACAUCAACAAGUACUGCCGGUUUACCUGGAGGAACACCAGUGCUGCAAACUACAACAGGUGUGGCAGGGCUAAUAAGAACUACAGGAUGGAGACCUGUCUAGAUGUUGUUAUCCCAGAUGACCAUCUUAGUGGCUGUGAUGUUUACCCGGAGCCUAAUUCACCAACCAAGACAGUGCUGAGGCCCGAGGGGGCGGGACUUCCUGACACUGACUUCCUGCUUUAUGUCCACACACAGAGCACGGACAAGUGCAGGGCAGAGCCCAGUGUGCUGGCCUAUGCAGUGCACUGCCAGACAGGCCCUCUGGGGAGGCCUCUGGCUGGGGUGAUGGUCAUCUGUAGAGACAGGCUGACUGGACACUCUUACAGCCACCAAGGAACUGUGCAGACAGUGAUCCACGAGCUGUUCCACAGCCUGGGGUUCUCGAAGCAGCUGUUCAGCAGCUGGACAGACUGUUCCUCCCCCCCCUGUUCCCCCCGGGGUCAGGUGACCUACGCAGACGGGACAGGCCAGGUCAGGAUCUACACCCAUUCCAUCAUCAGAGCCCUGCAGAAGCACCUGAGGUCCACUGACCCAGAGCUGGGGGGACCUCUGGAGAACCAGGAUGCAGGUCCAGGUGGUCUGUCUUCUCACUGGGAGUCCCGUGUCCUCCAGGGAUCCAUCAUGGCUUCGUCUCUGGGGGACUCCACUGUGGUCCGGGUCGACCCCGUCACCCUGGCUGCUCUGCAGGACACGGGCUGGUACUCUGCCAACCUCAGCAGAGCACAGAGCCUGGUCUGGGGACAAGGUGAAGGAGCCAUGUUUGGGUCCCUGUCCACGUGCCAUGAUAAUUCCUCCUCUUUCUUCUGCUCUGGGAGUGGAUUAGGGUGUCAUUACCUUCACUUCCACAAGGGGAAGUGCCAGACUGACCAAUACCUGGAUGGUUGCCGCGUUUACAAACCUCUGACAAAUGGAAGCGAGUGCUGGAUAGAAGAGAACGAGAGAGUGAUGGGAGAAGAGGACUGGGCUGGAGAGGUGUAUCGUUCAGACAGCCGGUGUUUCUUCUCCAAUCUGAGCAGAGAGAACACGUCCCUUCCUGUCGGUGACUCCACCGUGGGCCGCUGCUACAGACACAGGUGUGCUGGACUGAACACAUUUCAGGUCCAGGUGUCCGGGGCCGGCUGGAUGGACUGUCCAGCAGGGGGCGCCAGUAAGAUACCAGGUUACCAGGGUUUAGUGUUCUGUCCUGAAGGGAGGUUGUGUCAGUAUUCUGACCACAUCCCAGUCGCUACAGCUGACCCCUCCUCAGACCGGGUGUCCAAUGGCAGUCAUUCUAUAAUUGACCAGAACUUGACCCCUGACCUCAGUGUGACCCCUGUCCAUCCCUCUGCCGUCCCUGGGGUCAGAGGUACAGAGCCUACAGUGGCUGUGGUCCCUGGGGUCAGAGGUACAGAGCCUACAGUGUCUGUGGUGUCUGGGGUCAGAGGUACAGAGCCUACAGUGUCUGUGGUGUCUGGGGUCAGAGGUACAGAGCCUCCAGUGUCUGUGGUCCUGGGGGUCAGAGGUACAGAGCCUACAGUGUCUGUGGUCCUGGGGGUCACAGCUGCACUCUCCCUCCUGGCUGCUGUCAUGGCCGCCUACAGGAAGUACCGCUCCUCCAGAGUCAGAGUCCACGCUGCCCUACAGGCCCCCAGUGCAGCGCAGUUGCAUUUGUUGUCGAAAUUAUGA